This is a messenger RNA of Lontra canadensis (Northern American river otter), 2031 nucleotides long. RefSeq names its product kininogen 1 (gene KNG1). The record is from RefSeq and is a predicted model, not a curated record. Bases 19 to 2004 code for a protein of 661 amino acids. Lineage: Eukaryota; Metazoa; Chordata; Mammalia; Carnivora; Mustelidae. The transcript has 11 exons. Gene Ontology annotation, biological process: positive regulation of cytosolic calcium ion concentration; negative regulation of endopeptidase activity; negative regulation of blood coagulation. Gene Ontology annotation, cellular component: extracellular region; blood microparticle. Gene Ontology annotation, molecular function: cysteine-type endopeptidase inhibitor activity.
CUGUCCCACUGCUAAAUUAUGAAAUUACUUGCCUUGCUUUUUCUCUGCUCCAGGCUGCUACCAAGUUUAACCCAGGAGUCCUCACAAGAAAUCGACUGCGAUGAUGAAGACUUAUUUAAGGCAGUGGACACUGCGCUGAAGAAAUAUAACAGUAGAAGCCAAAGCGGCAACCAGUUUGUGUUGUACCGUGUAACUGAGGUCGUCAGGACGGAUAACCCUGACACGUUUUAUUCCUUCAAGUACGAAAUUAAGGAAGGAAACUGUUCUGUUCAAAGCGGCAAAACCUGGCAGGAUUGUGACUACCUAGAAUCUGCUCAAGCUGCCACAGGAGAAUGCUCCGCCACAGUGGGGAAGAGAGGGAAUAUGAAAUUCUCAGUGGCUACACAGACCUGCCAGAUCACUCCAGCCUCGGGCCCAGUGGUGAGAGCCCAGUUUGACUGCCUUGGCUGUGUGCACCCCAUCUCGACCGCAAGCCCUGACCUGGAACCCAUUCUAAGACAUGCCAUUGAACAUUUCAACAACAACACGGAUCAUUCCCACCUCUUUGCUCUUAAAGAAGUGAAAAGGGCCAACCGACAGGUGGUGUCUGGAUGGAACUAUGAAAUUACUUACUCAAUUGCACAAACGAAUUGUUCCAAGGAGAAUUUUCUGUUCUUAACUCCAGACUGCAAGUCCCUUUUGAAUGGUGAUAUCGGUGAAUGUACAGACGAGGCACACGUGGACCCUCAGCUGAGAAUUGCUUCUUUCUCGCAGAAGUGUGACCUCUAUCCAGGGGAGGAUUUUGUACAACCUUCCAAGAUUUGCGCUGGCUGCCCCAAAGACAUACCUGUCAACAGCCCGGAGCUGGAGGUGCCUCUGAAUCAUUCCAUCGCAAAGCUUAAUGCAGAGAAUAACGGAACUUUCUAUUUCAAGGUUGACAGAGUGAAAAGUGCAACUGUACAGGUGGUAGCUGGAGAGAAAUUUUCAGUUGAGUUCACAGCCAGGGAAACCAUGUGUUCCAAGGAAAGUAAUGAAGAGUUGACAGAAAGUUGCCAGAUCAAUAAAUAUGGACAAACCCUAGAGUGUAAAGCUGAAAUUUUUGUGAUACCUUGGGAGAAAAAAAUUUACCCUACUGUCAACUGUCGGCCUCUGACAAAGAUCAUAUUGAUGAAAAGGCCUCCAGGUUUUUCACCUUUCCGAUCAGUACCCAUGAAGAAAAUAGAAGAAGGAACAACUGUAAGUCCACCCCACACUUCCAUGGCAUCUGUACAAGAUGAAGAGCGGGAUUCAGGAAAAGAACAAGGACCUACCCAGGGGCAUGGCUGGGGCCAUAGAAAGCAAAUAAAACAUGGCUUUGGCCAUGCGCAUAAACAUGAGCAUGACCAAGGCCAUGGGUACCACAGGGGACAUGACCUUGGCCAUGGACAUCAGAAGCAACAUGGUCAUGGCCAUGGACAACAAAAGCAACAUGGCCUUGGUCAUGGACAUCAACGGGAACUUGACUAUGACCCUGAACACCAAGGGAGACAUGGCCUUGGCCAUGGACAUCACAGGGCACAUGGCCUAGCCCAGGGACAUACACAUGAGCAUGGCCAAGGCCAUGGAAAACAUAAAAAUAAAAGAAAAGACAAUGGAAAGCAUAAUGGUUGGAAAACAGAGCAUUUGGCAAGUUCUUCUGAAGAUCGUACCACCUCUUCUGCAGAGACACAAGAGAAGACAGAAGAGCCGAAACCCCUCCCUUCCCUAGCCCAGCCAGGGAUAGCAAUUACCGUGCCUGACUUUCAGAACUCAGAUCUCACUGCAGCCCUGAUGCCUAACCCACCAUCUCCCACAGAGACAGAUGAUGAUUGGAUCCCUGACAUUCAGAUACACCCAAAUAGCCUUUCAUUUAACCUGAUAUCUGACUUGCCAGAAAAAACCUCCCCCAAAUGUCCUGGACGCCCUUGGAAGCCAGUUAAUGGAUUGAAUCCAGCUGUGGAAGUGAAAGAAUUUCAUGAUUUCGAUCUCACUGAUGCUUUGUAUUAAUUUAUGUAGACAUGAGUCUUAACAUUU